AUGAAGGACACCGGUGAAGAUGAUUUUGGGAGGAUCCCCGAAGUUGGAUUGCCCACAACUACGGGUGAAGAUGAUUUGAUAGACCAGGUGGCGAGUCGCCCAAAAUGGACACAGUUCUGUGACCGAUUGGCACAAGAUAUGUUUCGUGAUUGGCAGAAUAAUAAUGCAAACGAAUCCUUUUUGUGUAAAAGAGGCCUUCGUGAGAACAGGUACCACCAUGGACUGCUCAUGUACCUAAGGAAGUUGGCGAUCUUCCUCCUCCCAAACAGCAAGACAACGUACGUGGAGCCCGCAUUGAAGUUGAAGAUACCAGACUGCACCCUUCAAGGUGAACCACACAUCAGCUCAAAUAUACAUGUGUGGAUGAAGAACUAUAGGAGUGUGGCACUCAUCAAAGGAACUUCAGGCUUCGGGUGGAGUGAGAAUCAAUCUGAUGGAAGCCCAGGCCUUCGCAUGGGUAGCAUUUCAGGUACGGAGUCCGAGUCCGGAAAUAGGGCAGGGAAGAGGGUGAACGGUAGCAAAAAGAAGGGAGACAGUCCCUUCGAGGAGCGUUUUCUGGAUAUCAUGCAGUCCUUUUCCCAAAAUACAAAAGAGAGCUUGAAUGGGAUUGCAUGUAGGCUUGGAUUUGAGCAUGAGGUGGAGAAGAAAAGAAAUGUCGUGUUUGACUCAUUGUCUAAUAUGCAUUUCCUGUCAAAAGAGGAUAAAAUGGUUGUCACGAUGCGCUUAUGUAAGAACCAACAUGAGCUGUCAAUGUUUUUCAGCCUGUCCAUGGAAGAUAAAGCUAUCAUGGGGAUGGACAACAUGGAUGUUGACAGUGACGGUCCUUAUUUCUUCAAGGCUGUUCAGUUUCGUACGCUCCAUACCAUGGUAAGAUAG
Striga asiatica is the source of this 876-nucleotide messenger RNA. Lineage: Eukaryota; Viridiplantae; Streptophyta; Magnoliopsida; Lamiales; Orobanchaceae. The record is from the annotation of a GenBank genome assembly.